Manis javanica (Malayan pangolin) is the source of this 6338-nucleotide messenger RNA. It is a transcript of the gene MCM3AP, whose product is annotated as minichromosome maintenance complex component 3 associated protein. Gene Ontology annotation, molecular function: nucleic acid binding. Lineage: Eukaryota; Metazoa; Chordata; Mammalia; Pholidota; Manidae. Gene Ontology annotation, biological process: mRNA export from nucleus. The record is from RefSeq and is a predicted model, not a curated record. Gene Ontology annotation, cellular component: nucleus; transcription export complex 2; cytoplasm.
GUGAGCCGCGUUUUCCGUCCGCCGCGCGCAGGGACGCGCUGCUUCCGGCGGCUGCGGUCGGUUCCUGCGCCUCCCGCCGGGCGCCUACGGUUCCCCGGGCAACGGCGGCAGCGGGCUUCGGAGUCCCUGAGCCGGACGCUUUUCAUGAAGAUGAAGGGGAGCUCCCUUGCUGAACAGACUGUUUGAGGAAAAGGACUAUUUUUGUACACAUAUUAUUUACUACUCUACAUUAAUUGGAUCAGAAGAUGAACCCAGUUAAUCCUUUCAGUGGGCAGCAGCCUAGUGUUUUUCCAUCAUCUUCCAGUAGUUCCAUUGGAACAUUUCAGGCUAAGCAGCCAUUUCGAUUUGGUCAGCCUUCCCUCUUUGGACAAAACAAUACAUUAACUGCAAAAAGCUCAGGAUUUUCACAGGUAGCUAGCUUUCCAACAUCUUCUGGAGUAAGUCAUUCUUCUUCAGCCCAAACAUUAGGAUUCUCCCAAAGCUCAAAUGUUAGACUCUUUUCUGGACUUGAACACACUCCGGCCUUUGUAGCUACUUCUGGGCCUUCAAGUUCAUGUGUGCCUGGAAACCCAGGAUUUAGUUUUAAAUCACCCAACCUUGGGACUUUCCCAAGUACUUCCACUUUUGGACCAGAAACUGGAGAAAUAGCAAGCUCUGGUUUUGGGAAAACAGAAUUUAGCUUUAAACCUCUGGAAAAUUCAGUGUUCAGACCAAUAUUGGGGGCUGAAUCUGAGACAGAGAAAACUCAGAGCCAAAUUACUUCUGGAUUUUUCACCUUUCCCCAUCCGGUUAGUAGCAGACCUGGGGUACCGGCCCCAUUUUCUUUUUCUCAGGUGACAAGUAGUUCAGCUACCAAUUCCAAUUUUACCUUUCCAAAACCAAUUGAUAGUAACAGUUCAUCAUCUGCCUUUACCCCUGCUGUGUCAAACCAAAACGUGGAGGAAGAGAAGAGAGGCCCUAAAUCGCUAUUUGGAAAUUCUAAUAGUAGCUUCACUAGCUUCCCCAUGUCUUCUUCAGGGGCUUUGGCUGAACCCUUUGCUCUUAGCAAAACAGGUGUCAGACAAGAAUGUGAAGAAGCUGUUUCCCAGACUGGGCCACUUCCCAGCCUCAUGAAAGGCCUGAAAAGGAAGGAGGACCAGGAUCGUUCCCCAAGGAGAUAUGGUCAUGAGGCAAUAGAAGAUUUUGACCCUCUUCCCAGGGGAGAUCAUCCUCCAGAUAAAAGGCCUGUCCGCCUGAAUCGCGCCCGUGGAGGCACCUUGUUUGGUCGGACAAUACAGGAUGUCUUCAAGAGCAAUAAAGAAGUUGGCCGCCUAGGCAGCAAGGACGCUAAGAAGGAAACUGGCUGUGUGGAGUCCGGGGAAAAUGACCACAUGGCCGUUCCAGGAGGGAGUCAGUCUGUCCUGUCACCUUCCCGGCUUCCAGGUGUGAAUAAAGAGGAAGAAACUGAAAGUAGAGAUAAAAAAGAAGAUUGUCUAAGAGGAGCUCCUGGGCGUCAGAGUAAAAGAAGUGAGAGCACAGACAGUCUCGGGGGCUUCUUUCCUGGCGAGGUCACGGCCAUCCAGUGCAAGAACGUCCCUGACUAUCUCAAUGACAGAGCCAUUCUAGAGAACCACUUUGGCAGAAUUGCUAAAGUGCAGCGUGUCUAUACCAGGCGCAGCAAGAAGCUUGCAGUGGUGUAUUUUUUUGAUCAUGCAUCUGCAGCCCUGGCUAGGAAGAAGGGGAAAGGUCUGCAUAAAGACAUGGUUCUCUUUUGGCACAAGAAGAAAAUAAGCCCCAACAAGAAGCCCUUUCCACUGAAGGAUAAGAAAGCCGCGGACGGUGAGGCUGGCCGGGGUGCUGAGGACAUGCCAUUCCAGCACCCGCCCCUUGGCAAGCCUGCAGUGAGGGCCGUGGCCAGCAGCCUCCUGAGUAAAAGCUCUCCAGUGAAAAAGCCUGGCCCUCUGAAGGCCCGCCAGCCCGAGGGAGGCCCCCCAGACUCAGGCUUGGAGAGUGUUGAGGGCCUUGGGCAGUGUGUGACGCCCCUCAGCAGCCUGAUCGGCACUGUGGCCGAGACGUCCGAGGACAAGUACCGCCUGCUUGAUCAGAGGGACAGAGUCAUGCGGCAAGCUCGGGUGAAAAGAACAGACCUGGACAGAGCCAGGACUUUGGUUGGGACGUGCCCCGAUAUGUGUCCUGAGAAGGAGCGGUACAUGCGGGAGACCCGGAGCCAGCUGAGCGUAUUUGAAGUGGUCCCUGGGACCGACCAGGUGGACCACGCAGCGGCAGUGAAGGAGUACAGCCGCUCCUCGGCUGACCAGGAGGAGCCCCUGCCGCACGAGCUGCGGCCCCCGGCUGUGCUCUGCCGGACCAUGGACUACCUGGUGACCCAGAUCAUGGACCACAGGGAGGGCAGCCCACGGGACUGGUACGACUUCGUGUGGAACCGCACACGCGGCAUCCGAAAGGACGUCACGCAGCAGCACCUGUGCGACCCCCUGACGGUGUCCCUGAUUGAGAAGUGCACCCGGUUUCAUAUCCACUGUGCUCACUUCAUGUGUGAGGAGCCCCUGUCCUCCUUCGACGCUAAGAUCAACAAUGAGAACAUGACCAAGUGCCUUCAGAGCCUGAAGGAGAUGUACCAGGACCUGAGAAGCAAGGGUGUGCUCUGUGCCAGCGAGGCGGAGUUCCAGGGCUACAACGUCCUGCUCAGUCUCAACAAGGGGGACAUCCUGAGAGAAGUGCAACAAUUUCAUCCUGCUGUUAGAAAUUCCUCUGAGGUGAAAUUUGCCGUUCAGGCUUUUGCCGCGUUGAACAGUAAUAAUUUUGUGAGAUUUUUCAAACUGGUCCAGUCAGCUUCUUAUCUGAAUGCCUGUCUUCUACACUGUUACUUUAAUCAGAUCCGCAGGGACGCGCUCCGGGCGCUGAACGUUGCCUACACUGUGAGCACACAGCGGUCCACUGCCUUUCCCCUGGAUGGGGUGGUGCGCACUCUGCUCUUCAGAGACUGUGAUGAGGCCACAGACUUCCUCAACGACCACGGUCUCUCCGUUUCUGAUGGCUGUGUCGAGCUGAACCGGUCCUCGUUCCUGGAACCAGAGGGGUUAUCCAAGGCCAGGAAGUCGGUGUUUAUUACCAGGAAGCUGGCAGUGUCUGUCGGGGAAACUGUGAAUGGAGGGCCGCUGCCCCCUGUCCCUCGUCACACCCCUGUGUGUAGCUUCAACUCCCAGAACAAGUACGUUGGGGAGAGCCUGGCUGCAGAGCCCGUGGGCACUCAGAGACCCGGCUUGGAAGCAGCAGGUGUGGGGCGAGGGGAAGAGUGUGAUGCCGAAGUGGACGUGCCCCCACCUGCUGCCCUCCUGCAGCUGCCUCCUGCCCUGGCGCCUGCCCCAGCUCCUCCGCCUCAGCUCCCAGCCACCCUGAGUGUGGUGCCCAGUCUCUUCCAGUCCCCUGUGCAGCCCGAGCUGCUUACCCCCAGGCCUGCACCUAUGUACACUGACUCGGACCUGGUGCAGGUGGUAGACGAACUCAUCCAGGAGGCCCUCCAGAGGGACUGUGAAGAGGUGGGUGCUGCUGGGGCAGCCUUUGCAGCCACCGCGCUUGGUGUUUCCAAUGCCGCUGUGGAGGAGCUGCUGACGGCCGCUACUGUGGGCAUCCUGAGGCACAUUGCUGCUGAAGAAAUGACUGAGGAAAUGGAGCGGCAGGAGGUGGCAAGGCGGUGGGUGGAAGAGCAGAGGCUGAAACAGGAGAGAGAACUGGCAUUGAGUCAGCUGAGCCAGGGCCUGGCUACAGAGCUGACAGAACUCGUGCUGACGGAAUGUGUGAGGGAAGCCUGCGCAGGGGAGCUGAGGAGUGCCAUGGAGGCCGACCAGAGGGUCCGCAUGGCCCGCUGCUCGGAGGCUGUCUGUGUCCACUUGGUGGAUUUGUUUCUGGAGGAGGAAGUAUUCCAGACUGCAAAGGAGACCCUCCAGGAGCUUCAGUGCUUCUGCAGAUACCUGCAGCGGUGGAGGGAGGCCGUGGCAGCCCGGAAGAAACUGAGGCGCCAGAUGCGAGCCUUCCCUGCAGCACCCUGCUGUUUGCAUGGGAACGACCAGCUCAGGGCACUGGCACCCAGCGCGGAGUGCCCCAUUGCGGAGGAGAACCUGGCCAAGGGCCUCCUGGACCUGGGCCAUGCAGGGAAAGUGGGCGUCUCCUGCACCAGGUCAAGGCGGCUCAGGAACAAGAUGGUGUACCAGAUGAAGGUCCAGCAUUUCCAUAAGCAGCUGCUGAGGAAUGCAGCAUGGUCCCCCCUGGACCUGGCGUCCCUCGUGGCCGAGCACCAUCCUGGGAGGCAGGAGCGUGUAUUCUGGAAGCCGGUGCUGGUGUUGCCCAAUGGAGAGUCUCCAGGGAGCCCCAGCAGACUCCUAGCAAACUGGCUAAAAGUCAAGUUUAUGGGAGAUGAUGGCUGGGCCGACGAUGCACAUGGUGACACUGGUGGGAUUCAGACGCUUGCACUGUUUAACACGCUCGGCAACCAAGGGGGUCGGACAGUUUCUGUCAGUGUGUGUGUAAAGGUGGCCCACGGCACGCUCAGUGACUGUGCCUUAGAUGCUGCGGAGACGCAGAAGGAGCUGCUGGGAGCCAGUGGGCUUGUGCUGCUGCUCCCGCCCCGAGCGAAGAGCGAGGCCGUGGUGGAGGAGGAUGUGGAAUGGCUUUUGGCCCUGCUACAGCUGAAGCAGCUCCUACAGGCCAAGCCCUUCUGGCCAGCGCUCCCACUGGCGGUGCUUGUGCCGAGCCCUGGAGUGGACGGCGCGGACAAGGGAGUGGCAGAUGGUCUGAUGCUGCAGGACUUGGUUUCAGCUGAGCUGAUCUCAGACUACACCAUUGUUGAGAUCCCUGAUUCCAUCACCGAUUUACAAGGCACCACUAAGGUUUCGCAGGCUGUGCAGUGGCUGGUCUCCCGCUGCCCCUGUGUCCUUGACCUUUGCUGUCAGACGCUCAUUCAGUAUGUGGAAGAUGGGAUUGGCCGAGAGUUUAGCAGCCGGUUUUUCCACGACAGAAGAGAGAGGCGGCAGGAUGGCCUGGCCUCUCAGGAGCCUGGUGCCAUCAUUGAGCUGUUCAACAGCGUGCUGCACUUCUUGGCCUCUGUGGUGGCCUCUGAGCAGCUCUGCGACCUGUCCUGGCCUGUCACUGAGUUUGCCGAGGCAGGGGGCAGCCUGCUGUUGCCUCACCUCCAUUGGAAUGCCCCGGAGCACUUGGCCUGGCUGAAGCAGGCUGUGCUUGGCUUUCAGCUGCCGCAGAUGGACCUUCCUCCUGAGGGGGCUCCCUGGCUUCCUGUGUGUGCCAUGGUCGCCCAGUACGCCAGCCAGAUCCCCAGCUCUCACGAGACGCAGCCCGUCCUCCAGUCCCAGGUGGAGAGCCUCCUCCACGGGACGUACAGCAAGUGGACAAGCUCGAGCUCCUCCCCAGGCCCAGAGGCAGGGCCCUCGGUUGCUGAGAUCCCGUGGGACGAUGUCAUUGCCCUGUGCAUCAGCCACAAGCUGAGGGACUGGACUCCCCCAAGGCUUCCGCUCACGUCAGAGGCCCUGAGUGAAGAUGGUCAGAUAUGUGUGUAUUUUUUUAACAAACAUUUGAACAAGUAUGAUGUCCCUUUGUCAUGGGAACGAGCCAGGAUGCAGACGCAGAAGGAGCUGCAGCAGAGCCGUGGCCGGUGUCUCAAAACUUGUACUUACAGUUUGGGGAGAAAGUCUUCUCAUCCUUCUGCAACCAAGUUUCCCACUCCGUUACUUCACAUGCACGGAAAAAGGAAGAGGAGUGUGGAGCGGGGCCGGGAGGGGCGGCCUCCCAGCUCAGAAGAUCUGACGCGCGGAGCCUCUGCCCAGGAGCGCCUGGCCCAGUGUCUGUCCCGUGGUCUGCUGCUGGAGAAGGGGGAGAGCAAGAGGUUUGAAGAUCAGCUUCAGCAGUGGUUGUUUGAAGACUCAGGGGCAUUUACAGAUUCAACUUCCCUUCCCCUCUACCUGCCUUGGACCCUGUUGUCUCUGCCUUCGACUGUCCGACCUGUAAUGCAAACCUCCACAGCUGCCACAGUGCAGAAUGAAAGGGCAGGGGAGCAACGGCAGUUGUCAAAGGCAACAGGCACAUCCCUGACCGAACGGCUCAGACACCUGGAAAGGCUGCUGAAGAGCUCAAGGGAAGAGGAAGUUGCCUCUGAGCUCCAUCUUUCUGCACUGCUGGACAUGGUGGACAUUUGAGUGGCCGGACCUGAGAGGGGGAGGGUCUCUCCAGAAGAUUUUCUGCUUUUAUUCAAAAUAAUGCUACACUCAGAUGUUUAAUGCACCGUUGGAAAUGAGAUUAUCAUGCAAAUAAAUUAUUUGAAUGUGUAA